Messenger RNA from Pungitius pungitius (ninespine stickleback), 2367 nucleotides. It is a transcript of the gene cnfn, whose product is annotated as cornifelin. The coding region runs from base 70 to 420 and encodes 116 amino acids. The record is from RefSeq and is a predicted model, not a curated record. Lineage: Eukaryota; Metazoa; Chordata; Actinopteri; Perciformes; Gasterosteidae. The transcript has 4 exons.
CCCUGGACCCUCUACACCGACACCACCUUUUCUCAGACCAUACGCAGAACUCGGGAGGAGAGACCAGCGAUGGAAUUCCAGUCAAAUGUGAUCAGCUCGCAGCCCCAGAUCUCCGUCACACAGUACACCGUGUCAAACGCACAAUCCGAUUGGAGUUCAAACGUGUGCGACUGCUGUGACGACUGUGGCAUCUGUCUUUGUGCAACAUUCAUCCCUUGCAUCCUGGGCUGUAAGGUGGCUCAGGACAACGGGGACAGCUGUUGCCUGCCCUUCCUUCCAGGCGCCAUGAUUGCUCUGAGGACGAGCAUCCGCGGCAGAUACCACAUUGAAGGCUCGGUGUGUGACGACUGGGUAAUCAUGGCCUGCCUGCCGCUGUGUGGACUGUGUCAGAUGGCACGUGAGCAGAAGAGGAGAAGAUAAAAAAGAUUGGACGUUAAAUCUGACUUAAAAAAUGACAACAAAAAUAAAUGCAAAUAAAGAAUAUUUGGUCAAUAAGAAGGAAGACUUGAAACGGGUCGCACAAUUUAAUGGAAGGAAAUGAAAAAAUCUAAAUUUUAAAUCAGGCCUCUUAAAUCAUCAUCAUCAUCAUUUACUAACUGUGAUGAAAUUGUGUUAAAGGUGAAUUUAUGCAUUUUUUGGAAUUAAAUAAUACUUAAACAUUGCUUUCCUUGCAUAAAAUAUUAUUCAAUAAUGUAUAUCAUCUGGAAGUGAUCAACUAGAAUCCGACCAUUCAGGAUACAGAAACGCUGGAUUGGGACCUUGUGACUGAAAGAAAAAGAAAAAAGGUUGCAGCCAUGUUCCUCUUUCUGAUUUACUGUGAACUCCAGAUUUCCACGGUGCAGCACAAGCAGCUCGUUCAGGACGCAAGGUGAGGUGAACAACAUUCACUUUUAAGGUCAAGCCGUAGAAAAUAAUGGUAUUAACUUCAAAGUCAAAUGUAGUAAUGUUGUUGGAUUUUUCUGAUCACAAUGAGAGACUAACUGUUUGUGUGUGAGAUUAUUAUAUAUUAUUAUAAGAGGGUAACUUCUCAGAGAGGAUUAAUGUUAUUCGCAGAAAAUGUUUUUUUAGGGAAAAAGAUGUUUAAGAUAAAAAAUAUCUAUAUAAAUGUACGUAUAAAUGUAGGAGGAUGGAGGAUUAUUAGAACAUAAAAUGUACAAGCAUGAUUGACUAAUGCAAUUGUCACUAAUGAACAAAAUGUUAAAAUAAUUUGGUUGUCUUUUACUUUAGUCUUUUACUUUAUUUUCUGUGAUGGUCAGUAUGUGUCAAAUAACAAAGAAAAAGAAAAGUCAGGCGCCAGAGGAGGAACACAAGCCCAGAGAGAAAAGGGAUAUGAGAUAUAUUUAAAGAGGAACCCAGAUACGAAAUAAAAUACCUCAGACGGGAUUUUGUUACAAAACACGGAAACGUGGUGAAACCGUAUUUUUGGAUUGAGUUUGGAUUUAGGAGACGUACGGGCAGGCUUCACACACACAGAUACUGCAAUCAAGCAGUGUUCACUAUUCCAAGAGGGUUAUUGGUUCAAAUAAUGCUGUAACAAUGUAAUAUAACUUUUACACCGGAGACGAACAGCAGCCCCGUGUUUGUUUGAGCCGCCACACCUUCUGUUAUGCUGCGUUAACAAUGGCCUCUCGAGUCACUUGCUCCGCAUGGCGGUUGCUGAAAUGCGUCAAAGUGCUCUGCCCAAAAGCAGAACAAAAACGUUCCCACGCGUUGCAUGGGCCAUAGUUUGAAGAAAAAUGACCACGUUGUUUCCUGUUGACUGGACUGUAGGCUCCAAUGAAGUGCGUCUUGAUGGUUCCAGUCCUCUGCAGCGCUCUGAGGGAACAUUCUCCUCUCAGAAGCACUUCCCUUUCAGCCUCUGCCCUGGAUUUCAUGAUGCAAAUAGGAAAAUUCCAUUCAAUUCACUGACAAACUCGUUCAGUGACAGUAAGCUGGUGAACGAGCUUUUAAUAGCACUUAAUAGUCCAGAAAGCAGCAGUGGAAGUUGAAAGUCAAGGCCAACCAAGACUAAUUUGAUGACUUUUACAUUUUGUUGUUGUCAAGUCGUAAUGCAGUGUGUUUGGUGUGUGAGGUAAAAUGACUGUGUUUUACAUUGGAAUCUUGCGACUUUUGGGAGAGUAUAUUGAAUGUAUGUUUUGUAAUUAUAUUAAUUGUUUUAAAAGGCCCACAUGUAUAAAACGGUUUACUUUGUUUUGAUAAAUGCAAAAUUGAUACUGCUGCUUGGACUUAUUAUUAUUAUAAUUAUUAUUAAUAGGAGUUAAAACAUAAACAAAACAAACCUGCACAAUUUUUGGAUCCAUCGUUCCCAGGAAGCAUCCUUGACUUUGUAGAAAACCCUUUUAAUUUGAACAAUAUGUGUACGUUAUU